AUGGAUGAGAACAUGGUUCAACCUCGAGCUUCGACUCGGUCGCGCAUUCCCCAAGUCGGUGGUUUACGAGAGAUGAAUCCCGCCACGACCAACUCUCGUUCGGGAAUCAUGCCGCCUGGAACAAUCGUCAAUAAGACCGUUUCCCCGACUCGAUCCAGAGCCCCCAGUUCCCCGGAACACAAGAAACAACCUUCAACAAGCCGCCUAGCUUCUACAUCGUCAAAGGCGCAAGCGCGGGGAAACUCGUUCGCGUCGUCCACCAUGUCUCGAUCGGGCGCCACAUCCACUCGCUCAAUGACACCCAACUUCUCGGCCACCGUUGGCUACAAUGCGCGCGGCCCAUCUGCCAUGCCUCGUCCUCAGACCUCAUUCGGUAGCCGAAGACUCAACGCCUCCACUCAUCGCCCUGCGACUUCGCUGGAUACCCAUAUUGAUGAUCAUGCCGGAAGUGUACUUGGAAAACGAAAGGGUAUGCCGCCUGUUUCUUCUGUCCCUUCUGCUUUUCAUGCUUUUUCUGGCCCCCAUGGAUCUCCCGCUGCCCCUAGUGGGACUCAUUCGUCUUAUGGUGUUCCGCAACCUGCAUUUACAUCCAUUUUUGAGCCCCCUCUUGAAGAAUCCUUUUCUCGUUCCAUUGCCAUCGCUACGCGUGCUACAUGUCCCAGGACAUUCCCGGCACCCACUCCAGUGAAGGAUACUCGAAAACACAGGGUUCCCACACUCAGCCCAUCCAGACCAUGUGAAACCCCACCUGUUAGCCCUAGGAGAUCACCGAAAAGGCCCCCAAUACCAUUGUUUCUUAGUAAAGAUUCUGGUGUGAAAUUUUUUGACCAUCUUCCAGAUACCGAAUGGGACCAAGAAUCCCGCGAAAAAAAUAUGGAAGACAUGCUGAAGGAUUUCAUGACGCGCGUGAAUCAACAUGGUCAAGAGUCAUCUGGUUUGAAGGAUACUGUUGAGCUUUAUAAGUCGCGAAUUGGCGAGCUUGAACGUUCUCGCGAUGGACUUCAAGACGUUAACGUGAACUUGCGCGUUGAGAUGGAAUCAUUAAAGAAUCAGCUUGGGUUGGCUGAGAAGGCAUUGAAUGAUGCACGACGAGAGCAAGAUAUUGCGAUGGAUGAUCUUGAAAGUCGUCACCGCAUCGAAAGUGAAUCCAUGAGCCAAGAAAAUAAGAAGCAGAAAGAGAGGUUGAUGGCCCAGCAUCAGGAGGAGAUGCGAGCCUUGAAGCGCAAAUUUGAAGGCGAGAUCGAGGACGAGAAAGCCAAGCGCGUCCGAGAGCUCGGCAACUUAACAACUCAGUCUGCGAUGGAUGUUCAGAGAUCCCAGAUUGAACUCGAUAAGAAGGAGCGUGAAAUUGCUACCCUUCGAAGUGAAAUGGACGCCAUGAAAGCCGAUCUCGAGCGCGAGCGAAAGACUGUUCACGAUCUUCGACAGAACCUUGACACCGUCAGCACCAACGGGGUCACCUUGGAAUCAACGAUCAGAGCCCUUAAAGCACGCAUUGAGUUCCUCGAGGGUGGACGAGAAGAGCAAUCUCAAGCAUUUGAGCGAUGCAACCAGGAAAUGAUGGAUGCGCUGGCUGAAACGGACGCUAUUAAAGAAAAGUUGCGGAGGGAAGAGACACUCCGUCGUAAGCUUCACAACCAGGUGCAGGAACUCAAGGGUAAUAUCCGUGUCUUUUGUCGUGUUCGCCCAUCUCUGAACAGCGAGCCUGCCAGCAUGAUUGCGCCAAUGCAGUACCCAGAUGAGUUCGACGAUGCGAAGGAGAUCAAUAUUCUGGGACCCGAGGAGAAGAGCAGCCUUGGUACCAUCUCGCGCAAGAACAAUACUUUCACCUUUGAUCGCGUGUUUGGCCCCUCCACCCAGAACGCCGAAGUGUUCGAUGAAAUCAGCCAACUUGUGCAAAGUGCCCUGGAUGGUUACAAUGUUUGCAUCUUCUGUUACGGCCAGACUGGCAGCGGUAAAACCCACACUAUGUCUUCACGGGAUGGCAUGAUCCCCCGCGCAGUUCAUCAAAUCUACCAGACUGCCCAGGGACUCGAAGAGAAGGGCUGGCGAUACAGAAUGGAAGGCAAUUUUGUCGAGGUUUACAAUGAGAAUCUGAACGAUCUUCUCGGUAACCCUGAUGAAUUGGAUAAGAAGAAGCAUGAUAUCCGCCACGACAUGCAACGCGGCAAGACCUUCAUCACCGAUAUUACUACCGUUCAGCUGGACUCGCCUGAGAUGGUCGAAUCUAUCCUCAGGAGUGCAGAUGCCAACCGUUCAGUGGCCGCCACUAAAGCCAACGAGCGGUCAUCUCGGUCUCACUCGGUAUUUAUUCUCAAGCUUACUGGCGAGAACCAUAUCACUGGAGAGCGUAGUGAAGGCACUCUCAACCUAGUCGAUCUGGCCGGAAGUGAACGUUUGAGCCAUAGUGGGGCCACUGGCGAACGCCUGAAGGAAACACAAAACAUCAACCGAAGUCUCAGCUCACUUGGUGAUGUAAUUGCAGCUCUUGGCCAGGGCAAAGAUGGUGGUCACAUUCCCUACCGUAAUAGCAAGCUUACAUACCUCCUUCAAUUCUCUUUGGGAGGAAACUCCAAGACACUCAUGUUUGUCAUGGCCAGUCCCUUGAAGGCCCACCUCUCGGAGACCUUGACAAGCUUGAAGUUCGCCACCAAAGUACACAACACUCACAUCGGCACCGCCAAGCGCCAGGCCCGUGUGCGGGAUUCUUGA
Molecule: messenger RNA, 2712 nt
Organism: Penicillium odoratum
Lineage: Eukaryota; Fungi; Ascomycota; Eurotiomycetes; Eurotiales; Aspergillaceae
Product: putative kinesin family protein (KlpA)
Exons: 5
Coding region: 1-2712 (903 amino acids)
Biological process (GO): microtubule-based movement
Molecular function (GO): microtubule binding; ATP binding; microtubule motor activity
Source: RefSeq, a predicted model, not a curated record